UGUAAAAUUGCUAACAAGAGCAAGCGAUCAAAGUUCGAAUUAAAUGGUUUUGGAAUUAUUAUUAUUGUUUAAAUUUUGUUCAAAUAAAUUUAUUGUUGUAACAACAACAAAAAUGCAACAUACAUUGAGCCAUCGAACGAAAUUAGCUGUUUCUUUAUCCAUACAACGUUGGAUGUGUUUUUCGACUGGCUCAUCACUAUCGAAUGCUAAUGAUGGCAGCCCGACUGAUGAUAAAAUUUCAACCACAUUCAAAGAAAAACUCGACAAAGGACCUGGAUUUGACGAUUUUAUUGCUGGUGUCGUACCACGAAAUGUACAGACAUUUAGUGAUUAUCAAGGAAAAUUAAAACGGGAAAUAGGUGAAAGUGAACGGCUACGUUUACCACCAUGGCUCAAACGAGAUAUUCCAGUUGGACCAAAUUAUCAUCGAUUAAAAUCGACACUUCGUAACCUUAAAUUACACACUGUUUGUGAGGAAGCUAAAUGUCCAAAUAUCGGUGAAUGUUGGGGUGGAUCGGAAAGUUCAACUGCAACCGCUACCAUCAUGUUAAUGGGCGAUACUUGUACUCGUGGAUGUAGAUUUUGUUCCGUGAAAACUGCUCGUAAACCACCGCCAGUAGAUCCAGAUGAACCAAUUAAUACCGCACAAGCUAUCGCAGCUUGGGAUUUAGAUUAUGUUGUUCUUACAUCGGUCGAUCGUGAUGAUAUGCCUGAUGGCGGUGCUGAACAUUUUGCCCGUACUGUCCGUGAAAUCAAACGUCUUUCUCCCAAACUUCUUGUCGAAUGUCUGACACCAGAUUUUCGUGGCCAACGUACUGAUGUUCGUGCGGUAGCAUUAUCUGGUUUAGAUGUGUUUGCACAUAACAUAGAAACUGUUCGUGAUUACCAAAAAUUUGUAAGAGAUCCACGUGCCAAUUACGAUCAAUCAUUGGACGUUCUUCGAUGUGUUAAAGAAUUUAAAUCAGAAAUCAUAACGAAAACAUCAUUGAUGCUUGGUUUCGGGGAAACAGAUGAUCAAAUCAAACAAACAAUGGAAGAUCUACGGCAAGCUAAUGUCGAUUGUCUUACAUUGGGUCAAUAUAUGCAACCAACAAAACGUCAUCUAAAAGUUGUCGAAUAUGUAACACCCGAAAAAUUUGCCUUUUGGGAAGAUUAUGGUAAUCAAUUAGGUUUUGCUUACACUGCCUCUGGUCCAUUAGUUCGAUCUUCAUAUAAAGCUGGUGAAUUUUUCAUAAAAAAUUUGAUUGUCAAACGUCGCCAAAAUAAAUCAUCAUCAUCAUCAUAAAAUUUAUGAGGUUGUUGUUAUCUUUGGAAAUAUUCUAUAAAGAAAAUUGAAAAUUCUCAUUGCCAUAAUUAUAUUAGGUUAUAUCAUUAAUAGUUUUAAAAUAAAAAUUUUUUU
Messenger RNA from Dermatophagoides farinae (American house dust mite), 1399 nucleotides. NCBI's taxonomy places the organism in Eukaryota, Metazoa, Arthropoda, Arachnida, Sarcoptiformes, Pyroglyphidae. The record is from RefSeq and is a predicted model, not a curated record.